UUGAUAUUGCUGAAAAAAUUUCUUUUCUUUUAUUUCACUGCCAACAACUUCUCUAUAGGGGCUUAGGUCUCUCACAGAGUGGCUUUUUAACACUUCCAUUUUCCUCUGCUUUUUUGCUCUAAGGUUACCAGAGAGGUUUCUCCCACAACGGUUCUCAGCUAUCAUUAUGGUGAGAAAGAGGAGAACUGAGCUUCCUCCAAGUGGGGGUGAGAGCUCCGAGUCUCAUGAAGCUGCUGGGGGUAGUGGUCGUGGUUUCCAGCGACCAUCUGAGAGGAGCGCUCCACCUCAGCAGGGAGCAGGUGGAGCAUACCAAGGUGGAAGGUGGGGUCCCCAGUCUCAGCAAGGAGGACGUGGUGGUGGUUAUGGUGGGGGCCGUGGCCGUGGUGGGAUGCCCCAACAGCAGCAGUAUGGUGCCCCCCCUGAACAUCAAGGAAGGGGAAGAGGAGGGCCUCCUCAGCAAGGAGGCCGGGGAGGCUAUGGUGGUGGUCGUAGCGGUGGUGGUGGCCGUGGAGGAGGUUCUCCUUCUGGUGGCCCAUCUAGACCACCAGUUCCCGAGCUGCACCAAGCAACCCUGGCUCCAUAUCCAGCUGGGGUGUCCCCUCAGCCCAUGUCUUCUGAGGGGAGCUCUUCAUUCCGUCCUCCAGAGCCAAUACCAGCAGUAAUACAACAGCAGAUGCAGGAGCUUUCUAUCCAGCAAGAAAUGGAAAGUCAGGCAAUUCAGGCUUCACCUCCACCCUCAAGUAAAUCAAUGAGGUUCCCCCUCAGGCCGGGGAAGGGUAGCACUGGCAUAAAGUGUAUAGUAAAGGCUAACCACUUCUUUGCUGAAUUACCAGAUAAAGAUUUGCACCAGUAUGAUGUUACCAUCACACCAGAGGUCACAUCACGAGGUGUAAACCGCGCCGUAAUGGAACAACUUGUUAAACUGUACAAAGAAUCUCACCUUGGAAAGCGUCUUCCUGCCUAUGAUGGCCGAAAGAGUCUAUACACUGCUGGGCCACUUCCAUUUAUCUCAAAGGAAUUUAAGAUCACUCUCAUUGAUGAAGAUGAUGGAUCAGGCGGGCAAAGGAGGGAGAGGGAGUUCAGAGUUGUAAUCAAAUUAGCUGCACGGGCUGACCUACACCAUUUAGGGCUCUUUUUGCAGGGAAGGCAAGCAGAUGCACCACAGGAAGCUCUUCAAGUUCUUGACAUUGUUUUGCGUGAAUUACCUACCACUCGGUACUGCCCUGUGGGUCGAUCAUUUUAUUCCCCUGAUCUAGGAAGAAGGCAACCCCUUGGUGAGGGUUUAGAAAGUUGGCGUGGUUUUUACCAAAGCAUUCGCCCUACACAAAUGGGACUGUCACUUAAUAUUGAUAUGUCUUCUACUGCUUUCAUUGAGCCACUGCCAGUAAUUGACUUUGUAAACCAACUAUUGAAUCGAGAUGUGUCCUCUAGACCUUUGUCUGAUGCUGACCGUGUGAAGAUAAAAAAAGCUCUUAGAGGAGUCAAGGUUGAAGUUACACACCGAGGAAAUAUGCGUAGGAAGUACCGUAUAUCUGGUUUAACAUCGCAGGCGACUCGAGAAUUGACUUUUCCGGUUGAUGACAGAGGAACUGUGAAGUCUGUGGUAGAAUACUUCUACGAGACAUAUGGAUUUGUAAUUCAACACACUCAAUGGCCCUGCUUACAAGUGGGAAAUCAGCAGAGGCCUAAUUAUUUGCCAAUGGAAGUAUGCAAGAUUGUGGAGGGUCAGAGGUAUUCCAAGAGACUGAAUGAGAGGCAGAUAACUGCUUUGCUAAAGGUGACCUGUCAGCGUCCUCAUGAAAGGGAGCUUGAUAUCAUGCAGACUGUUCAUCAUAAUGCUUAUCACAAUGAUCCUUAUGCAAAGGAGUUUGGAAUUAAAAUUAGUGAGAAGCUUGCUUCAGUUGAAGCUCGCAUUUUGCCACCUCCAAGGCUUAAAUAUCAUGACACUGGUAGAGAGAGGGAUUGCCUGCCUCAAGUUGGACAGUGGAACAUGAUGAAUAAGAAAAUGGUUAAUGGAGGAACAGUGAACAAUUGGAUAUGUGUAAAUUUUUCUCGGAAUGUUCAAGACAGUGUAGCCCGUGGAUUUUGUUAUGAACUUGCGCAAAUGUGUCACAUAUCAGGCAUGGCUUUUAAUCCUGAGCCGGUACUUCCUCCAAUCAGUGGUCGUCCAGAGCAGGUAGAGAAGGUCUUGAAAACUCGUUAUCAUGAUGCCAUGACAAAACUUCAGCCCCAGGGCAAGGAACUUGACCUGCUUAUUGUAAUUCUCCCUGAUAAUAAUGGUUCCCUUUAUGGUGAUUUGAAACGGAUAUGUGAGACAGAUCUUGGCCUUGUUUCUCAGUGUUGUUUAACAAAGCAUGUAUUCAGAAUGAGUAAGCAGUAUUUGGCCAAUGUGGCUUUGAAGAUAAAUGUGAAGGUUGGAGGAAGAAAUACUGUACUUGUUGAUGCAAUAUCAAGGCGCAUUCCUUUAGUCAGCGACCGGCCCACUAUUAUUUUUGGUGCUGAUGUUACCCAUCCUCAUCCUGGGGAAGACUCAAGCCCAUCUAUUGCAGCUGUUGUGGCUUCUCAGGAUUGGCCUGAGAUUACAAAGUAUGCUGGUUUGGUUUGUGCUCAAGCCCAUCGACAAGAGCUUAUCCAAGAUCUGUUCAAAGAAUGGCAGGAUCCUGUAAGAGGGAAAGCCACUGGUGGAAUGAUCAAGGAACUCCUUAUAUCUUUCCGCAGAGCAACUGGACAGAAGCCACAGCGUAUCAUAUUUUACAGAGAUGGUGUCAGUGAAGGGCAAUUCUAUCAAGUUUUGCUGUAUGAACUUGAUGCUAUUCGGAGGGCAUGUGCUUCUUUAGAACCAAAUUAUCAGCCUCCUGUAACUUUUGUAGUGGUUCAGAAGCGCCACCAUACCCGGUUGUUUGCCAAUGACCACCGUGACCGUAAUGCUGUUGACAGGAGUGGGAACAUACUGCCUGGUACUGUGGUGGACUCUAAGAUCUGUCAUCCAACUGAGUUUGACUUUUAUUUGUGUAGCCAUGCUGGCAUUCAGGGCACGAGCCGUCCUGCUCAUUACCAUGUACUAUGGGAUGAGAACAAGUUUACUGCUGAUUACUUGCAGUCCCUUACAAACAAUCUCUGCUACACAUACGCGAGAUGCACACGUUCUGUUUCCAUUGUGCCUCCUGCAUACUAUGCACAUCUUGCUGCAUUUCGAGCUCGAUGCUAUAUGGAGCCAGAGACAUCAGACAGUGGUUCAAUGACAAGUGGUCCUGUAUCUGGACGUGGAGGCAUGGGUGGAGGUGCAGGUGCGCGGAGCACACGAGGACCUGCUUCUGCCGCUGUGCGCCCCUUACCUGCUUUGAAGGAGAAUGUGAAGCGGGUGAUGUUUUACUGCUAGGUUAUUCAGAUGACCCAGUACCUACCUUAUCAUAUUUGGAUUGUUAUGUAGGAUGAAGUUGGAGUACUUGGUGAAACUGUUUUGAUGUGGAUUUAAAGCAGUUUGCUUGCCUUUGCAUAUUUAUGAAAUUGGAAUUUGUGUGCUAA
This is a messenger RNA of Manihot esculenta (cassava), 3525 nucleotides long. RefSeq names its product protein argonaute 1. Lineage: Eukaryota; Viridiplantae; Streptophyta; Magnoliopsida; Malpighiales; Euphorbiaceae. The record is from RefSeq and is a predicted model, not a curated record. Gene Ontology annotation, biological process: regulatory ncRNA-mediated post-transcriptional gene silencing. Gene Ontology annotation, molecular function: protein binding; RNA binding. The transcript has 22 exons. Gene Ontology annotation, cellular component: cytoplasm. Bases 167 to 3379 code for a protein of 1070 amino acids.